AAAUGUAACGCGGGAAAAGCGGGAGCAGGGACCGCGGCAGCAGGUUGUUAUUUUCGGGGACUCGGCGCGGCGUGUCCUGCUUUCCUGUCACUGCGAGGGCCAGGCCGCUUGUUGCUUCCCGACGCUGCAGCCUGCCUUGGGGUGUACAAAGAUCAGAUUGCGGGCUUGACCGCGACUUGGGGUCCGGCUCUGCCCGCCCGGUGCCGGCCGAGCCGCUCUGCUGAACUCUGGUGGCCGCUGCGCAGGGAGAAUUACGGGAAACGUCCGCCUGCCAUGAGCCGGCGGGACUGAGAGCCGGCGACUCGGAGCAGGGCGGGCAAGCGGAGCGAGGGGCAGAUCCGGACUCCAGAAGUGCCGCCCCGGGGCGGCCGGCGCAGCGGAUCCAGGCAGGGCGAUGAUCCGGGCCGUGGAGGCGCCGAUGGCGGACAACCCUCCGCAGCCGCAGCCUGUCAUCUUCUGCCACGACUCCCCGAAGCGGGUGCUAGUGUCGGUUAUCAGGACGACCCCUAUCAAGCCCACGUGCGGCGGCGGGGGGGAGCCGGAGCCGCCGCCGCCGCUCAUCCCCACCAGCCCGGGCUUCAGCGACUUCAUGGUGUACCCGUGGCGCUGGGGCGAGAACGCGCACAACGUGACGCUCAGCCCCGGGGCUGCGGGAGGCGCCGCCUCGGUCACCUCGCCGGCCACCGCCGCCGAGCACCCGGGGCUUCGGGGACGGGGAGCGCCCCCGCCCGCCGCCUCGGGAGGCGAGGACGAGGAAGAAGCCAGCAGCCCGGACAGCGGCCACCUCAAGGAUGGAAUCCGACGUGGUAGACCCAGAGCAGAUACUGUCCGGGAUUUAAUAAAUGAAGGAGAACAUUCGUCCAGCAGAAUCCGUUGUAACAUCUGUAAUAGGGUGUUUCCACGGGAGAAAUCACUCCAGGCUCACAAAAGGACUCAUACAGGUGAAAGACCUUAUCUUUGCGAUUAUCCAGACUGUGGGAAAGCCUUCGUUCAAAGUGGGCAGCUCAAAACACAUCAGCGUCUUCACACUGGAGAGAAACCUUUUGUUUGUUCAGAAAAUGGCUGCCUAAGCAGAUUCACCCAUGCAAACCGCCACUGUCCGAAGCAUCCUUAUGCCAGGCUGAAGAGAGAGGAGCCCACAGACACACUCAGUAAACACCAGGCGGCGGACAACAAAGCUGCUGCUGAGUGGUUGGCAAAGUAUUGGGAAACGAGAGAGCAGCGUGCCCCCACCUUGAAAGGAAAGCUCGUGCAGAAGGCCGACCUGGAGCAGCAGGACGCUCUGGAAUACCUUCAGUCGGACGAGGAUGACGACGAGGAGAAGAGCCGCCUGCAGGAGCAGCGGGAGCGCCUGCACGGGGCCCUGGCGCUCAUAGAGCUUGCCAACCUGACAGGAGCGCCGCUUCGGCAGUAACGAAGUCGGGGACUCUUCCACUGUACAAACGUCCUGCCCAGCCUCCUUAAAAAGUAAAUCCUUGGGCAAAAGCUAAGCACCUUAUUUGCUUAUUAUAGGCUGCUAUUCUGUAGAAAUUAAUGAAGAAUGUUAUCGCCCCAGGUUAUGGGGUGAAGAAUUGCACUUUUUUACAUGGAAAUGGAUUUGGUGUAAAAUUUAAAAUAUUUGUAAAUAUGAACUGCACAGUGCAAGAAAACUACAUAUUGUGGGAAGCUAGAUUUUGCAAGUUUAAUGCAUUCAUUGGAAGCAGUUCUCACAGGAAGCACUUUCUGAAUAAGACACUUGUUGGAACAAACAGAAUGGUACACAUAGCCAAAGAAGGUUGAAAUAGAUUAUUUAUAAGAUCAUUUUUAACAAUGUAUAUUAGUAUGUUUAACAAUACUGUAAACACUGAAGCAAGCAAGAAAGUAUAAGAUAUGUGUGUAAGAAAUAUAUUUUUAAAUUGCAAAAUAGUGUGCCCAGUAAGGCAAGAGAAAUGGGAAACUGACUAUUUAGGGAGGUGUUCUAAGUUAUGGAUUGGAAGAAAGUAAAUAUUUGAGGAUCUUGGUAAGAUGCAUAAUAGUUUAGAAUUUUCAAAAUUGAAGUAAAAUCAGUCUUAUUCUAUCUUUCUGGCAUUUUACAACUCACUAUGAUGAUUAGGUUUGAAAAGCACUUGUCAUCCCUCACAUGUUAACUUGGGAACUUUUGCACAUUUCAUAUUUCUCAUUUGCUGAAAUUGAGUGAUUAAUCUUGCAAAGUCUAGGUAACAUGGUAACUGGUGAUUUUUUUAUAUAUGUAUUAUGGGCCCUGUAAUGAGAUUUGGCACUUAGAUUUUUUUAGUAAAAGGGACAUCUACAGGGUUGUUUUGUAGUGAAUUGUUUUAGAUCUUUUGUUAGCAAACACUAAAUUUUAAUUGUACUGCUUGUUUAGAAUUGUUAGCAAAUGGAAGCCUCCAUGUUUAUAUUUUCAGUGCAUAAAGCCACCUUGCUUUAUUUCAGAAUAACAUGCCAAGCUAUUUUGUGUUCACUAAAUUUAGCUUUCAGAUAACACUGCAGAAAAUAUUAGCUGUUCAAAUAAGUAGGCUUCUGAAAUAGUUUUAACUGCAAGUGUAUUAACUCGUGUUGGUUUUAAACCGUUUUCCCAAGUAGAUGAAGUUAUUAAACAUCACUUUAUGUACUGAAGCAUGAACAGAAAAAUCAAGAGCUGAGCAGUCCACCUUCUUUCUGUAGGCAUAAACCUUGAUCAUUUUAGCUUUUGUUUUAAGCAGAAACUAGAUAACAUGCAUAGCAUGAUAAUUUAUAGAUUGCUUAAUUGGAGUAAACCUCAGAAUAAUUGAGGGAAAUAUGGGCUCCUCAGCAUGCCUUUUAUUUUCUUUUUUAAGUUGAAGUGAUAUCUUACUGAUGUAGUUUAAACAUUGUCUAGGCUGUAGGCUUCUUUAUCCAAAAAUCCCAAUGUAUUGCAGUACACAGAUGGUUUAAAAUAUGUAGCCAUGGGGAAGGGGAGGUAUGUAAAUGUCUUGAAAAGAAAAGUAGCAAAAGUGUGAAAGAAGAUAUGAUAGUAACAAAUGAUGUGUAUGAUGAGGACAUACUUUAAAAAUGUAAUUCCUCUGUAUAGUAAAUUACAAAUUUGAGGUUUUUUUUGUUUUUUUUUUGUUUUUUGUAAUGACAGAAUUUAUAUUUGUAAUGGUCUAAGAAUUUUGUUUGUAAUCUGGUAUAUAGAAUUUUAACUUGGAGCACUUAUAAGCAUGGUAAGAGAGACUAUAGCUUCUGAAUUUCUUGGUUUAGGUUUCAACAUUUCCUCUAGAAUUUUUCCUUUGAAAUGAGUUAAAUGAACUAAAAAGCAACUCAUCAGUCUUGGGAAAUUCAAAAUUCAGUGAACUUACAUAAGGAAGGAAGAGCGGUAAGAGUUUUAAAAAAUACAAAUGCUUGCCAGUUCACAGAUAAUACAGUAUAAGGCCUUCAAAAGUAAGGGUUUUUGUUUGUUUCUCCAGUCAGCUUUUUCAACUAUAAUAGUUAUAUUUGCAAACCUAUUUUAUUUGUAUAAUUGGAACAGUUUGAGAAAUUAUUACAACUAUUUACUAUAGAAACAUUUAAAAUGUUGUUUUUUGAUAUAAGCUAUAUACUUGGAUAAAAUAC
Molecule: messenger RNA, 3567 nt
Organism: Choloepus didactylus (southern two-toed sloth)
Lineage: Eukaryota; Metazoa; Chordata; Mammalia; Pilosa; Megalonychidae
Gene: ZNF367
Product: zinc finger protein 367
Exons: 5
Coding region: 395-1414 (339 amino acids)
Biological process (GO): homophilic cell-cell adhesion
Cellular component (GO): cell-cell junction
Molecular function (GO): ionotropic glutamate receptor binding
Source: RefSeq, a predicted model, not a curated record